Molecule: messenger RNA, 1633 nt
Organism: Clunio marinus
Lineage: Eukaryota; Metazoa; Arthropoda; Insecta; Diptera; Chironomidae
Source: the annotation of a GenBank genome assembly
AGUUAUAAAAAAGUCUUCGAGCAAGAGAGUUGGAAAACAGUGAAAAGUUCGUGCUAAAAUAAAAAGAAAGACAUUCUUAAUAAUCAUUUAUUAAUUUCAAACGAAUUUGCAAAAACAUUUUAUAAAGUUGCAUAAGUUGUGCAAUCAGAAUUUUCCUAUAAGAAUUGGGUUGAACAUUAAACGAAAAAUGCAUAUUGCCGUGAUUUUGGCUUUUCAUUUUUUCUGUGCUUUUGAGUGUUUGGCAAAGCCAGUUGAGCAAGGGUCUGUUACCGAUCCUUUGGGCGAAGUUACACCAUAUCCCGAUACGCAGAAGCAAUUUAUCGAUAUCAAUAAUGUAAGUCCUGAAGUGUCAAACAUUUUAAUCGAGAACAAUAUGAACUUGGAAAAGAUUAAGACGAUGUUGGAGAAGCUGCAGAACAAGACAAUGUCAAACAAGAAUUUUUAUGAAGUGAUUCCAUCAUCAACCUCUUCACCAUCAACUGAAGCUAAAGACAUGUCAGAGUUCCGUUUGAACAGCAUUAAAACUUCAUUGGAGAAGACUUUAAGACAAAGUGACGAUAAUGCUCCGCAAACAAAUGCUGAAUUUGAUUAUGCAUUGCCAGCAGUAUGUGAAGUUCCGCGUCAUUUCAAUUUGUCUGAUUGGUUUGGACAUAAAACUUGGAAUAUUUUCUUCAAACCCAAUUAUCGUCAAUAUAAUGUGAAAUCGGUGUUCUUGAGAAUCAAAAGCAACUUCAAUGGUUGGGUCGAAAUUGAUGCAUUGUUAACAUUGAAAUACUGGGACCAUCCAAGAAAUAAUUAUGGAAUUGCUAUCGAUAUCUUUGAUGACGAAGAGAAUCAACUUGACGCUAAGGAACAUUUCCAUCUCCAAAACUGCGAGGCAGGUGUACAAGUCCCAUGGCGAGCUUUCAACCUCCUUGCUAAGUCUAUCCGAACUCCGGUAUCCGAAGAUGAUGUGGAAGUAUAUCGAAGCGUGCAUACUGGUCCCCGUUUAGACAUAAUAUCAUCAAGCCCAGCAAAAUAUCUUCUUAACUCUUCUGAGACCCAGCAAUCCCAGCAAAAACCAAAACGUUUGAGACACAUCCAUAACCCUCAUCACCUGCAAAAAUCAAGUGAAGAAUAUCCCGAAUCAUUUGAAAAUUAUUUCCAUGAUGAUGCUAUCAAUGAUCAUUCACAUAACAACAAAAAAGUUGAAGAAACAUAAGAAGCGAGCAUAAUUUUAAAAACAAAAUAAUAAGAAAUUAGGUCAUAAGUGUGAAGUGGAAACUUUUUUAUAUGAAAUCUUAGCAGAAUCAAAUAAAACGAGAAAUGAAAUCUAAUAAUUGUCAAUAUCUCUGUAAUGGAAAGUAAAUCGUAAAGAACAAGAGAAGAAAAGUUUUUCAGUCACACGUUUAAACUUUAACAUCAUUUAACUAACUUUUAAAUUUUUUUCAUGUCUUUUUAAUUUUAAUGUAAAUAUUUUGGAAAGAAAAAAGCUCGAAUGUUAUGUCUAAGCUUACUUUUAACUUAUGUUAAGGGAAUUUUUCAAAUAUAUUGUCGACUUACGAUGCAAAAACGAAUUUUGGAAGAGAAAAAAUUGCCUUCGAUGACAUAAAUUCUAAAACGACAUUGAGGAAAGUAAAAAUAAUUUUGAGGA